AUGUCAAUAAUAAAAAAUGGUAACUAAACUAUACUUGAAGUUGAAGACGAGCUCCUCGUAAGCCCUGAAAAGACAAAAAAAGUAUAUAAUAAAAACUUUGCUAUGACAGCUUAAUUUAAUGAUAAUUAUAGCAGCUUUUCUUUCAUAGAUUAAGUAGAUGAAGCUGACUAAUAAAACCCUAAUUAAAAUGCCUUCGCAGACGAAUAAAGUGAUCAAGAAGGUGAAGAUUCUGGUUUUUUCAUGAGAGGAAAAAGUUCCACUAUAAGCAAGUGUUCUGAUAUAGAGACAAUAUAAUCAGUUAGAUCAAUUACAUCUAAGCGCCCUAGCUUCUUCCUUCAAUAAAGAAUUCAACUCUAAAUCCCUAGUUUCAAGAAAUUAGAAUGUGCUGCUAGUAAAGAAGAAAUUUAAUUUACAUCAAAAUACGUAGUUGGAAAGAAAUUAGGUGAGGGAGCAAAUGCAGUUGUAAAGGCAUGCUACUAAAAAGAUGAGAGUGGAGAACCAGAAAAGUGUUAAUCAAAAUUGUAUGCUGUUAAAAUAUUUAAGACUAACUCAAUAGAACAAAUUUUAGAAAUUUAAAGGGAAUGCUAAAUUAUGCAACAAAUCAAUCAUCCUAGUAUAAUAAAAUUCAAAGAGUUAAUUAUAGAGAAAUCUACAAAUAAGGCUUAUCUUGUGCAAGAAUUUGCUUAAGGUAAGAGUCUUUAGAGUUAUCUAACCGAAAAUUGUUAAAAUCGCUAAAUGGAUGAAGUCACUGCUUUAUCCAUAGUUCUAUAAGUCCUGAGAGGUCUCUGCUCCUUACAUAGUAGGAAUAUAUGCCAUUUCGAUAUUAAACCAGAUAAUAUAAUCUAUAAUUAAAAUAAUGGAAAGAUUAAAAUAAUCGACUUUUCAUCUUCACGCAAAUCAUACCCAAACCAAAAACUACUUACAAAUAUUGGGACAUUAAACUAUAAAUCUCCAGAAUAUUUCGGAGGUUCUUAGAGAAACACAAAAUCAGAUAUCUGGAGUGUAGGUGUUAUCUUAUACUAACUUUUAACAGGCUUUCUUCCUUUUGAUGACUUGAGUGGUAAUCCUUGUUCUAUUACAGAAAAUAUCAAAAAUAUGAAAUUCUAAUAGCAAUAUAAAGAAGUUAUUUCACCAAAAAUGCUUGAAAUUUUAGAGUUAAUGCUAGUAUUUGAUCCAUCAAAAAGAUACUCAGCUAACUAAUUAUUACAAAAAAUACCAUAUUAAACUGAAUUAUAUUCCCUAAAACAACUUAAAUCUAAUAGAAAACCAGCAUAAUAAACCAAAAAUUCAACUUUUAAAUCUAACUAAAAUUUUGAAAAUAGCUUGUAAAGAAUAAGUACUACAUAGACUUUUUUGGAUAUAGUAAUGUCUCCUGAAUUAUGUUAAUCAAGAACCGACCGUUAUUUAAAGAUACACUCUUCUCAAAUAGAAGAUUUUAAAAACAUUUUAUCUAUAAACUUAGACAAUAUAGUUAUAUGA
Messenger RNA from Tetrahymena thermophila SB210, 1479 nucleotides. RefSeq names its product dual-specificity kinase domain protein. Gene Ontology annotation, molecular function: ATP binding; protein serine/threonine kinase activity. Gene Ontology annotation, cellular component: nucleus; cytoplasm. Lineage: Eukaryota; Ciliophora; Oligohymenophorea; Hymenostomatida; Tetrahymenidae. The record is from RefSeq and is a predicted model, not a curated record. Gene Ontology annotation, biological process: protein phosphorylation; mitotic DNA damage checkpoint signaling. The transcript has 5 exons.